AGGAUUGUCCAUUCUAUGGUAUGGCGGGUAUCAAGUUAGGAUUAUUAGACCUUCUUUCCAUUCUAUGGUGUGGCUUCUUGGAAGUAGGAAGUAGAGUAGCAUAUGUCUGUCGUCUUAUGUUUAAUUAUAUUUCAAACCCUUUCAGGAUUGUCCAUUCUAUGGUGUGGCGGGUAUCAAGUUAGGAUUAUGAGACCUUGUUUCUUUUAAUCCUAUAGACGAGAAGGGACAAGAAAUACAUCAAUUACCCAACACAGACAUGUUCUCCUUGUUCUAUGGCCUUUAUAAGUAUAUGUUCAGUAAGACGGAGUUUCAUGUGCUCAUUCUUGGGAUUGACAAGGCAGGGAAGACGACCUUGCUAGAAAAGUUGAAGACAGUGUACUCGAAUUCUGAAGGCCUCCCCCAUGAUAGAAUUGUUCCAACCGUUGGACUCAAUAUUGGUCGUCUUGAAGUGUCGAAUUCCAAGCUUGUGUUCUGGGACCUGGGCGGGCAGAUUGGCCUUCGCUCAAUUUGGGAGAAAUAUUAUGAAGAAGCACAUGCUGUAGUGUAUGUAAUUGAUGCUGCUUGCCCUUCUCGUUUUGAAGAUGCAAAAUCUGCUUUAGGUAUGUUGCAUUUACUUUGUUUCUUCAUGGAAGAGGCGAACAUCUGGACAUGAAGGUAAGUGACCAACUUCGAGUUUUGUGUUGAUUCUUGACAGAGAAAGUGCUUAGGCAUGAUGAUCUGCGAGGUGCCCCUCUUCUGGUGUUGGCAAACAAACAGGACCUUCCAGAUGCUGUAACAGCUGAAGAACUGGGUAGAUAUCUAGACCUGAAGAAGUUGGACGAAAGGGUUUACAUGUUCGAAGCUGUUUCAGCAUAUGAUGGGUUGGGUAUCAAAGGAAGUCUAGAAUGGCUAGUUGAGGCAAUGGAACGGAGCAAGCGAACUGAAACAUUGAGACUGCGUGCAGGGAUGGCUGGUCCUGGUGUCUAGCAACACAAUCUAUUUUGGAAUCAAGAUGAGGAACCUUUCACCACCUGGCUUUUCAGUAGAUUCUGUAAAUAUGCUACAGAGGGUUACGCAGCAUCCUACUUGGGCGACUAGUGUACUAAUUCUGCCAUAGGAUGCAUAUUCUUUCGCACUCCACUUCUCUACUGCAGAGAAGCAAGUUAGUAGUAAGGGAGUGAACAUGAUUACACAAUCCACUGGGAAAACUUAUGUGUAAUGAUAACUGGUUCAUGAUGUAGGCUUUUUGGCCUGAUGAGCUCAUAGAUUUACUUAGAGAUACAAUGUUGAAAGAAAGUUCAGAACUUUUCUGCCAUAUCCAUGACUUUUUACAUUUCUGCAAAAGAUUGAAGCUUAUAAAUACUCAUGAGAGAUUGAACUGGCAAUUCAGAAAUAGCGAAUCAAAUCACGCUAUCCAUUCCCCAUUCGAUCUGCCCUUUCCAUCAGUUCUUAGAGCUAGUGCUGCUGGCUCGUUCCUUCACUGCCGGUUCAGGAGGUUCUGGAGAUUAGGGCCUUGGGUCUGGUCUUGAACAGAAUCUUGUGCCGUAUGACGCCCACAACGUCCAGCUCCACCUUGCCUGAAGAGGAGCCGUCACCUUGGUCACCGUCGUCCGUUCGCUUGACUUUCUUCAGCACGGCCAGGGGCUUCUUCAAGGUGACCUUCGUUCCCGACAGUUCGUGAUAACCGAUCGUGAGAGUGUACUUUUCGUCGGAGGAAGGCCGGCAAAGGCGUCCGAUUUCGAGGUUCUGGAUUCCAUCUCGAUGGGAAGGCUGGACCUCGACAACGCCUUGCAGCUCCACGAUCGCCCAUUCCGGACAGUUCUCAGCGCCGCAGCUGCACUUCACCUCAAUCUGCAUCUUCUUCUUCUUCUUCUCUCUCUUCCUCUGUGUCUCAGAGUCUCUCUCUCUAUAUCUCAGUGUCUCUCUCUCACCCGCAAAAGCAGAAACAGGGAAGAGAUUGGCGGGAACCAAACCCCGCUUUCCCGCCAGCGAUUUGC
Molecule: messenger RNA, 1976 nt
Organism: Linum tenue
Lineage: Eukaryota; Viridiplantae; Streptophyta; Magnoliopsida; Malpighiales; Linaceae
Source: the annotation of a GenBank genome assembly